GGCCACUUGGCGUGUGAGUCGCUUAGGGGAGGAUGGACGGUCUAGUGGCUCAGUGCUCCGCGCGGUUGCUGCAGCAGGAAAAGGAGAUUAAAUCCCUGACUGCAGAGAUCGACCGGCUGAAGAACUGCAGCUACUUGGAACUUUCUCCGAGUUUGGAACAGCUACGAGAGGAAAAUUUAAAAUUGAAGUACAGACUGAAUAUUCUCCGAAGGAGUCUUCAGGCAGAAAGGAGAAGACCAACUAAAAAUAUGAUUAACAUCAACAGCCGCCUGCAGGAAGUCUUCGGCUAUGCCAUUAAGGCUGCAUAUCCAGACUUAGACAGUCCUCCUCUGGUCGUAACACCGAGUCAGCAGCCCAAGUUCGGAGACUAUCAAUGUAAUAGUGCAAUGGGUAUUUCUCAGAUGCUCAAAGCGAAGAAUCAGAAAGUUAAUCCUAGAGAAAUUGCUGAAAACAUUACCAAACACCUGCCAAACAAUGAAUAUAUUGACAAAGUUGAAAUUGCCGGUCCUGGUUUCAUUAACGUGCACUUGAGAAAAGAUUUUGUGUCAGAACAGUUGACCAAUCUCCUAGUAAAUGGAGUUCAACUACCUGCUCUUGGAGAAAAACAAAAGGUUAUCGUUGACUUUUCCUCUCCCAACAUAGCUAAAGAGAUGCAUGUUGGCCACCUCCGGUCAACUAUCAUAGGAGAAAGUAUGAGCCGCCUCUUUGAGUUCGCAGGAUAUGAUGUGCUAAGGUUAAACCAUGUAGGAGAUUGGGGGACCCAGUUUGGCAUGCUAAUCGCUCACCUACAAGAUAAAUUUCCAGAUUAUCUGACAGUUUCACCUCCUAUUGGGGAUCUUCAGGCCUUUUAUAAGGAGUCUAAGAAGAGGUUUGAUGCUGAGGAGGAAUUUAAGAAGCGAGCCUAUCAGUGUGUUGUUUUGCUGCAGAGUAAAAACCCAGAUAUCAUAAAAGCCUGGAAGCUCAUCUGUGACGUCUCCCGUGAAGAGUUUAGUAAAAUCUAUGAUGCAUUGGACAUCACUUUAAUAGAGAGAGGAGAAUCCUUCUAUCAAGAUAGGAUGAACGAUAUUGUAAAGGAAUUUGAAGAUAAAGGAUUUGUACAAGUAGAUGAUGGCAGAAAAAUUGUGUUUGUGCCCGGAUGUUCCAUACCAUUAACCAUAGUGAAAUCAGAUGGGGGCUAUACUUACGAUACAUCUGACCUAGCUGCUAUCAAGCAGAGACUAUUUGAAGAAAAAGCAGAUAAGAUUAUUUAUGUGGUGGACAAUGGACAAGCUACACAUUUCCAGGCGAUAUUUGCUGCUGCUCAGAUGAUUGGUUGGUAUGAUCCGAAAGUAACUCGGGUAGCCCAUGUUGGAUUUGGUGUGGUGCUAGGAGAAGACAAGAAGAAGUUUAAAACACGUUCAGGUGAAACUGUGCGCCUUGUAGACCUGCUGGAAGAAGGACUAAAACGAUCCAUGGACAAGUUAAAGGAGAAAGAGAGAGACAAGGUCCUAACUGAAGAGGAAUUGAAAGCCGCUCAGAUGUCCGUUGCAUAUGGCUGCAUCAAAUAUGCUGACCUUUCCCAUAAUCGCCUCAAUGACUACAUCUUCUCCUUUGACAAGAUGCUGGAUGACAGAGGAAACACAGCUGCUUACUUACUGUAUGCCUUCACUAGAAUCAGGUCUAUUUCUCGCCUGGCCAAUAUUGAUGAAGAGAUGCUGCAGAAAGCUGCUCGAGAAACCAAGAUAGUUUUGGACCAUGAAAAAGAAUGGAAACUAGGCCGGUGCAUUUUACGAUUCCCUGAGAUUUUACAGAAGAUGUUAGAUGACUUAUUUCUCCACACUCUGUGCGAUUAUAUUUAUGAGCUAGCAACUACUUUCACAGAGUUCUAUGAUAGCUGUUACUGUGUGGAGAAAGAUCGACAGACUGGGAAAGUUUUGAAGGUGAACAUGUGGCGGAUGCUCUUGUGUGAAGCAGUAGCUGCUGUCAUGGCCAAGGGGUUUGAUAUACUGGGCAUAAAACCCGUCCAAAGGAUGUAAUUUUACCAGAGUGGCCACUAGUACUGUUUGCUUUUUAAACAGUCAUGCUGACACAAAAAUAAAUAGUAAAGGAAUUUUCACAAUUAA
Messenger RNA from Psammomys obesus (fat sand rat), 2102 nucleotides. It is a transcript of the gene Rars1, whose product is annotated as arginyl-tRNA synthetase 1. Gene Ontology annotation, cellular component: cytoplasm. The record is from RefSeq and is a predicted model, not a curated record. Gene Ontology annotation, molecular function: ATP binding; arginine-tRNA ligase activity. The transcript has 15 exons. The coding region runs from base 33 to 2015 and encodes 660 amino acids. Gene Ontology annotation, biological process: arginyl-tRNA aminoacylation. NCBI's taxonomy places the organism in Eukaryota, Metazoa, Chordata, Mammalia, Rodentia, Muridae.